AGUUGGUGUUUGGUUCAGAUUUCGUUGGUCUGUGCGUUCUGUCAUGCUGUUCCACAGUGGAGUAAGUCGCUUCAGGAUGUUCAAGCUCUGAUGAUGCAGCAAACUGACCAGCAGUUUCAGCUCCAGAAGCCAGUUCAACAGCUAACUAACCAACAGUUUCCGCUUCGGAAGCCAGUUCAACAGCUAACUAAGCCGCAGUUUCCGCUUCAGAAGCCUGUUCAACAGCUAACUAACCAGCAGUUUCCACUUCAGAAACCAGUUCAACAGCUACCUACACCGCAGUUUCCACUUCAGAAGCCAGUUCAACAGCUACCUACCCCGCAAUUUCCACUUCAGAAGCCUGUUCAACAGUUAACUAAGCCGCAGUUUCCGCUUCAGAAGCCUGUUCAACAGCUAACUAACCAGCAGUUUCCGCUUCAGAAGCCAGUUCAACAGCUACCUACCCCGCAAUUUCCACUUCAGAAGCCAGUUCAACAGAUAACUAAGCCGCAGUUUCCGAUUCAGAAGCCAGUUAAACAGCAGUUUCAGAAGCCAGUAGUGCAGGCAGAGCCCCUUGAUAAAUGUGCUGUAGCUGAUUCUGAGCAGAUCCAAUGUGGUCUACCUGGGAUCAGUGGUGCUGAGUGUGAAGCUAUCAACUGCUGCUUUAACGGACAGCAGUGUUUCUAUGGAAGGGCGGUGUAUUAG
Molecule: messenger RNA, 684 nt
Organism: Carassius carassius (crucian carp)
Lineage: Eukaryota; Metazoa; Chordata; Actinopteri; Cypriniformes; Cyprinidae
Exons: 2
Coding region: 91-684 (197 amino acids)
Source: RefSeq, a predicted model, not a curated record